AUUUCAUUUUAUAUUUCCUGUUGUAUCUUUUCAGGAUUCAUUUCCAACUUGACCAUCCAGAGGCAGUAUUUCCCCACGGACGAGGACCAAACUGGGGCCGCUAAAGCUCUUCUCCGCUUACAAGACACAUACAAGCUAGAUGCCAAUACCAUCUCUACAGGAGACCUACCUGGAGUGAAGCACAAGAACCGCAUGACGGUGGAGGACUGUUACGAACUGGGCAAAGUGGCCUAUACUGAGGCGGACUACUAUCACACUGAGCUGUGGAUGGCCCAGGCCUUGAGGCAGCUGGAGGAGGGAGAGGAGUCCCCUUUAGACAAAGUGACUGUUCUGGACUAUUUGAGUUAUGCCAUCUACCAGCAGGGGGAGCUGGAGCGCGCGCUGGAUUAUACCAAGAAGCUGCUUCAGUUAGGUGAGUCUGUGAUUCAAACCAAACUUUUUUGUUCAAUCACUGAUGCGAAACAGUGGGUGCUGUUAUGCUGUGGCGACCCCGAAAGGGAUAAGCCUAAAGUGAACUACUACAUUGUUCAAGCGCUUAUCUUGCAAAACUGUCUUAAAAAAAAUCCAAUGAUAAAACCACAAUAAAUAUAUGCAUAUACUCAAUUCUAAAACAUACCGUUUCAUUUGUAUGUUUGGUUAUACUCUCUCUACACUUAUAAAAAAAAAGCAAAUUCUCCUUAAGCGCAAAAAACCCUAAAUCUAAUGUUUUGCCUUUUAUUAAGUGCAAAUAAUUUU
This is a messenger RNA of Oryzias melastigma (Indian medaka), 735 nucleotides long. Its product is annotated as prolyl 4-hydroxylase subunit alpha-1-like. The transcript has 2 exons. Gene Ontology annotation, cellular component: endoplasmic reticulum. Lineage: Eukaryota; Metazoa; Chordata; Actinopteri; Beloniformes; Adrianichthyidae. The annotation marks the transcript as partial. Gene Ontology annotation, molecular function: protein binding; procollagen-proline 4-dioxygenase activity. The record is from RefSeq and is a predicted model, not a curated record.